Lentinula edodes (shiitake mushroom) is the source of this 504-nucleotide messenger RNA. RefSeq lists its product as uncharacterized. The record is from RefSeq and is a predicted model, not a curated record. The transcript is spliced from 4 exons. The coding region runs from base 1 to 504 and encodes 167 amino acids. NCBI's taxonomy places the organism in Eukaryota, Fungi, Basidiomycota, Agaricomycetes, Agaricales, Omphalotaceae.
AUGCCGAUUGUGCAUACGGACCAGCUGAGAGGAGGGUUGGACGACGAGGACCGGAGAAUAUAUCAUUAUUGGGUUAAUGAGGAGGCUGGGAGUAGUAAACUGGGGAGCAAAGGAGGAGUGGGAGGAGGAGGGAACGCUACAGCCGAAUCCAGGUAUCGAUGGAAGACCAAGUCCGACGACUUUGAAAUUGGCGUAUCGCGCUCCUCGGACUCGCUACCCUUGGGAGGAGGGCUCGUCAUCAGUACAAGCACCGGGUUGCUGGUGCCCGUCAUUGGUGUAAGUCUGGGAACGGUGUUUAGCACUAUCGGACUCACCCUAUCGACGUUCCUUGCUGGGUCGGCUGGGAGUGUGUUGACUGGUGCUGGAAUCCCUCGGAUAUCGUGGAUCAUGAGAACGCAAAACCCGCGCGUAGGCAAGGAAGGAAAUGACGAAGGUGGUGUAGAUGUAGAGAGUGGUGAGGAGGGUGUUAAGUGGAUUAUCGGGAAUCUGAUAAUGACAAUAUAA